Molecule: messenger RNA, 1479 nt
Organism: Oppia nitens
Lineage: Eukaryota; Metazoa; Arthropoda; Arachnida; Sarcoptiformes; Oppiidae
Product: serine-aspartate repeat-containing protein F-like
Exons: 4
Coding region: 91-1479 (462 amino acids)
Source: RefSeq, a predicted model, not a curated record
AGACAAACAGUGGUCACAUUGGAAGUGGGCAGGCGGUGCUCUACUGGUGAGGGAGUAUUUUCGUUUCGUACGGCCAAUGGUCACGAAAUUAUGCGCCAAUUGAAACGGGCGAUAACCAAUUGGGCACAAUAUAAGGCCAAUUGUCGUACUAAUAUCGGCACUGGCCAACUAUCGACAUCGGCAGCCAGUGGUGGUGGUGGCAAUCGCCAACAGCAGCAUCGGUACAGUAGAUCGCGUAGUUCGGCUUCGUGUACACCCGAGAUGCUGACCAUUGGUGGCGGCGGCGUUGGCAACUUGUUUACCGCCAGCACAUCCACAAUAAACACCAACAACAAUACCAGUGCUUGUCUACGGGCGUCGACACCGUCGCCGCGCAAGACCUACAAAGUCCGUCGCGGCGAUACCGAACCAAACCAUUCGGGCGCAGGUAUGUCGGGUGCAUCGGCUCCACCGGCGGCCAAAAUGUCAAAAAACAAGUCCAUAUCGAUCGGCGAUGAUGUCAAUUAUGUGAUACCUAUUUUCGAUGACAAUGAUGAAGACAAUGAUAGUAGUAAUGAUGACAACAACGAUGGCGGCGAUGAUAAUGAUGACGGCGACUACGGUAUUGUCUGUCCACUGACCACAAAGUCCAGUGAUGGCGGCGGCGGCGGUGGCGGUAACUAUAUUAAUGGUAUCUAUGGCUCUAUUAGUGGUAAUACUAGUAGUAGUAAUAAAUCGUCAAAAACCGGUUAUGACUGCCGAAACCAACAACAACAACAUCUACAACGCCAGAGCACCGGUAGUCGACGCAAGUCGUCGGCCGACGAUUCAAUACAUAGUAAUAAUAAUAAUAAUAAUAAUAAUAAGCAAAAAGUUUUUAACAAUAAAGUUGGUGGUAGUGGUGGUGGAGGAGGAGGAGUAGGAGGUUGUCAUAGGAGUGUCGCCAGUCGUACGGAUAGUGGUAACAGUGCUAUGAGUGUCGGCAGCAGUAUUAUUAGCAAUGGCGCCGCCGAUGACAGUGGCAUACAUUGCACGGGUAGUGGUUUGACCAGUGCUGGCGGCGGCAGUGGCGGUGGCGGUGAUCCAAGUGAUGGAUUACUAAGACUUUCAACAAGCGAUCAUUGGCGAGAUCUAUCAGCGGACGGAUCUCGGGUUGUGUGUGUCUACUAUGGUCCGGGACUAACAGCGCAUAUAGUGGACAGAAAAAACGGCAACACAACACAUUUGGUGGCAGCGUCGAGGAUUAAGGACUCAUCUAAAAUCGGUAGCAAUCGACUUAAACGAGUCGGUGCUCACCUGAAAGAGUGUGACAAUGAUAGUGACAAUGAUAGUGACAAUGAUAGUGACAAUGAUAGUGACAAUGAUAGUGACAAUGAUAGUGACAAUGAUAGUGACAAUGAUAGUGACAAUGAUAGUGACAAUGAUAGUGUCAAUGAUAGUGACAAUGAUAGUGACAAUGAUAGUGACAAUGAUAGUGACAAUGAUGGUGACAAUGGAUAA